This is a messenger RNA of Chara braunii, 2723 nucleotides long. Lineage: Eukaryota; Viridiplantae; Streptophyta; Charophyceae; Charales; Characeae. The record is from the annotation of a GenBank genome assembly.
CAUGGCUUCCAUCAUAUUUUGGUAAGGGAAGAAGAUCGACCAAAAACGGCCUUUGUGUUGUUUGAGGGCACGUGGCAGUGGGUUCAGUGUCCGAUGGGGAUUUGCAAUGCGCCUGCCACGUUUCAGCGAGCGAUGAACAUGACGUUCCAUAAUUUCGUCAACAAGACACGGCUGACGCAAGGGAUGAUCAACUUCUGUGAGAUCGUGUACAUGGACGACAUCCUGGUCUAUUCGGAGACCUAUCACGGGCACGCGCAACACAUCGAGUGGACAUUGGGCGCACUGAGAGAUGCUGGGUUCAAGAUUGCGCUCGAGAAAAGCGAAUUUUUCCUCUCGGAAAUUUCGUUCUUGGGCUACGUCGUGACACGUGGAGGAUUGCGGCCGGACUCGAGAAACGUUGCGGCGGUGAAGGAAGCCCCGGUUCCCACGUCACUGACGCAGGUUCGAGCCUUCUUGGGGCUGGCGUCGUACUACCGGCGCUUCAUCAAGGGCUUUGUCGCGAUUGCACGACCGCUAACGAACCUGUUACGGAAGGACCAACCUCUCAGUUGGGACGCGGAGUGCCAACAGGCCUUUGCAACCCUCAAAGACGCUCUGGCAAUGGCCCCUAUUUUGAUUCGGCCGGACCCCUUGAAGCAGUUCAUUCUCAUCACGGACUGGCAACCGGAAGCUAUUUCCGCUAUUCUAGCACAAAAGGGGAACAAUGGUCGCGAACACGUCAUCGAGUACGCGUCUCGAACCGCACCGGACGAACGAAGAAACGACUCCGCACCUCAAGGCGAGUGCUAUGCGGUAGUUUGGGGAAUCCAACACUUCCAUCCGUAUCUCUACGGACAGAAGUUUCGCCUCGUAACGGAUCACGAGCCUCUGCUAGCGCUGAAGAAACUCACCAACUACACGGGCAUGAUUGGCCGUUGGGCGGUGCGACUACAAGAAUACGACUUCGAUAUCGUCCAUCGAAAGACAGAGCGGCACGGCAACGCGGACGGGCUGACACGUCUGCACCGACCUGUCAAGGUACCAAAGAGUGAGGAAAUUACACCGUGGAAAGAGCCAGACUUGACCAACGAGCCGAAAUACGGACAAGUGGCAGUUCUCCCACGUGGCAAGAAGCAAAACGAGUUCCGAUUCACGAGCAAUCCCCAGGUAGUGGUGCUGGCCGAGGCAACGACGUUCCAACAGCGAGCGGCCCCGGGAAUCAGCCAUGUGUCUACCGUGGUAGUCUUCAGCGGCGACAUCACCGCCUUCGAUCCGGCGUGGCAAGCCGCCAUCAAAAGCACCUCGUACCGGUGGGGUCGCGAUCUGGCCACUGAUUGGGAUCGACGGCUCACAAGGCACGGUGACGAGUGCUAUCCUGUCGACGGCAUCAGUCAACACGCUGCGCACGACACUACGCGAGCCACCUGUCGUCCUCCCCGAACUUGCUCCCUUCCAGCCGCGCAGAUGAGCCGCGCGCCGAUCUCGACGUUCUCUCCUCCCUCUCUCUUCUCCAUCUUCUGGCAGUCCUCUCACUACCAUCGUCUCUCCUUCCGUCUGGAGCCACUGACAGCCCCCAUCGUUGAUUCGGACCGUUGGAGGCUGUGGCGUGCAGAAUUUGUCGAGCUCUCAUUUUGCCUGCUACGAGUGGAUCUGAACUGGACGUGGGAAGGCGAUCAGAGGCCCACGUCGGAAAUUGUGGAGUUGCUCGUCAUUCAGGCGUGGAAGACCAACGUGGUGGGAGAUCUUCUGGGAUUCGUCUUUGGAGCAGUGGAUCGGGGAAACCGAUCACAGAUCGUGCACGAACUUACGAUCGUGAUCGCGCGACUGGCCGACGAACUCCCUCUCGACAUCGUCUCUCAGAGCGACGAAGAACCCGUGCCACAUACCCUCUCAAGGACUCUCGCCCCGAGCCUCCAGUGGUCGGCUUGUAUCGAGGAGCGCUGGGCGGACAACCGUUUUCCCUCCCGUAGCGAGUACCUGGACGUCCACAGCAUGAGUAAUCCCCGCUUCUUUCGGCAACCAACGGCGUUCGAGUGGGCGGCGCUGAGAGCAGAAGAGGAGGCCGAAGAGGAAUCGGAAGGAGAAUUAAGGAGAGACGCCGGGGAAGCAGCGGCCCGAUUGGCCGAGGAAGAGGAAGGAGAGCGCGAAGCAGAAGAAGAGUCGACAGAAGCUGAAGAAGAAGAAGAAGAAGAAGAAGAAGAAGAAGAAGAAGAAGAAGAAGAAGAAGAAGCAGAGGAGGAGACUUCGGAGGAAGAGGAAGAGGCCUAUAACGAGUACAGCGAGGGCAAGCAAAGUAAGGAGGAGGACGAAGACGACGAAGAAGUGGAAAGCGGGGACGACCAGGAGCGAACGCACACCGAGCUCGAGUGGGUGCCAGGACCGGAUCGGCGAGAGGAGAGCCCGGAGGCUGCUGCGCAGCGCAAGAAAGAGAUCGCGGAAGGAAAGCGGCUGGCGAUCGAUCCCGCACCGAACGAUCCUUUCAAGGAUCCCGAGCCGCCCAAGCCGGAACAUGGAGGCCUUGCUGCCACGACCUCGGGAGCCGCGACGACAAGGCGCCGAUCCCGAUCACGAUCCACGUCCCCCUCCGCCUCCGCCCGUCCCCCAAUUCGUCAACGUGUCAAUGAGGGGCUUAACCCUUCGUCCCCGAUCCAUAUACCACCAUCCCCUUAGCUAUCUCUCUUUCAAUCAGUAUUUCCAUCGCGUCAUCUACCCCCGUAAUCCCUUUCCCAUCGCCACCUUCCGAC